Molecule: messenger RNA, 2521 nt
Organism: Melanotaenia boesemani (Boeseman's rainbowfish)
Lineage: Eukaryota; Metazoa; Chordata; Actinopteri; Atheriniformes; Melanotaeniidae
Gene: c12h2orf69
Product: chromosome 12 C2orf69 homolog
Exons: 3
Coding region: 355-1347 (330 amino acids)
Cellular component (GO): mitochondrion
Source: RefSeq, a predicted model, not a curated record
ACAAGGUGCUGUGGCGUUUCUCUGACAGAACGAAAUCAGCCUAGAUGUCUUUGGUUGGUAGGUGCUGAUGUAUUUUUGACAAACGGCGCCUCUUCGUGGCCAUAAACGGCCACGAUUAAAUAAAUAUCUAUAUUAUUUGUAUUAAUUAAGUCACAAUUUGAGACGGAUAAGGGCAAAGACUUGCGUUCAUCUCUAUUUUUUAUUUGAACAUAUUAGCUCUUGUCAUAUUUUAGCCAUCGCUUACUUAAGGCUACCAAACAGCUUUGAUAGUUGCGCUAGCUAGAUGACAGCAGCAGCAUGGACUGACUGCGUAGAGGAGGAAAAACGCCUAAUCAUUUUCUUAAUUUAGAGUCCAUGCUACUCGGCCGAACAGUUGCUUCGGGUUUCGCUUUUAUAUCUAUGGCUAAAACGAUGACCUCGGUGGCAGUAACCACAUCCCGUGAGCUCCAGGGUCUGCACGGCUCCGGGAGCCCGCGGAAGAAGCUGCAGAAGCUGCUCGGGGUUCCAGGCUAUGGUCCCAACCGUGUUAACGACCUGCUGCUCGUGCGGCCCGUUUCAGACGGUGAGAGCAACUCUGAUCUGAUGGAGAACAGUAACAAACAUGUCGUGUUCUUCCACGGAGACAUUCAGAACUUCCAGGAGGAGAUGGCUCUGCAGCCAGAGGGAACCCAGUGGUUGUCCUGGAGUCUGGAGCAGGUGGCGCUCAUCCUCGCCCAGCGUUUCCCCGACAGUCACGUCUGGGUGGUGAGAGCCUCUCGCAUGUAUCUGCACAAGUUCAGCUGCUACCACAAUUUUGUGGAGAGCAACAUGUUCGGGGCCCCAGAGCACCGUCCCUACUCAGCCAGCUCCGGAGCUUUUCACCACCUCAGGGCGCUGUUGAGCAACGGCAUGGAGCGAGCCAAGCUACCCGCCCCCCUCCAGCCUCUGGGGGGCGCUGACAGCAUCCCCUCAGAGUUCUCCUUGACUCUGGUGGGCUUCAGCAAAGGCUGUGUGGUCCUGAACCAGAUGGUGUACGAGCUGCCCGGGGCCAGCGCAGACCCUCAGAUGUCUUCCUUCGUUAAACGCAUCUCGGACAUAUUCUGGCUGGACGGGGGUCAUCCGGGGGGCAGCGAGACCUGGGUGACCGACAAGCAGGUGCUGAAGGAGCUUGCUGCAAGCGGAGUCUCGAUCCACGCCCACGUGACUCCGUACGAGGUGUGCGACCCCAUGCGGGCCUGGGUGGGCCGCGAGCAUGGACACUUCAUAAAGACCCUGGAGGAGUUCGGGGCCUGUCCCAGUAAGAAGCUGCACUUUGAGGAAGAGCCCCCCUCCAUUGAGAACCACUUUAGGGUCAUCCAGGCGUUUUAGCAUCAUUUAUCAUGUUAUUAAACGUCAGAUCGGCUGGUGUUCAGCCAGUUUUUCAUUAUUAAAGGACUCAGAAAGGAGAACACCAGUAAGAUAACGGCGUACCCUAAAACACAAUAUGCACGCAUUAAAGACAGCUGCCAUCCAGUCUUCCCUUUAGAUGAAACAUAACCUUCAUUUGACUCUGAAACAAAUUAAUUCAUGUUAAUUCUUUAUGAGGGAGUUUCUUUCAGAUUUUGUUGUGAACCUGACGUUUGGCUCAAGUAGAGUUUAAUAAGUUCUUCAGGUACCUGCACUUGUGUUGAGCUACUUUUAGACGUGUGAAUGUUCGAGUUAGACCUGGAUUCAGUUCAGACUUCAUCAGCCGAGCUGUAAGCUGACUGGUGAUUUAAUGGAGCUCAGACCCCGAUGGAAGAGUUGGUUUCCCUUCAUUCCUUCAGUCCUGUGUUAGUGCAUCACCGUGUAGACCAGGAGACUAAAGACGAACCAAAAUGUAGAAGUUUUAUGUUGCUGCCGCCAUGACAAACCAUGAAUCCACUCAUUUUAUUUAACAAUCUCACCUCCUGGUUCAUUUUAAUAGAUGUUAUUCAAUCUAAGAAAAAAAAUUAUGGUAAACUUAUUUCUUGAAACAGCAGCAGACUGAUAUUGAUUUCCUCACCCAAGUCUGGGUUUAACAAAGGAAUUCUUGCUCUGGAUCCACAGCAGUCACAUUUAAAGCUGCAGGUCACAGCUUAUUUCAGAUUUUUGAGUUAGUCAGACCAUCCGACUCUACGUGUGAACAGUCUACAGCAUAGAGGAUGACUCUGAGAUUGGCGUCGUCCUCGAGCAGAAUUAUGAUGUGUAGCUCACUUCAAGAGUCGGAUGAAAUGCGACAUGACCGUUCAGACUGAAGCUGGUUUGAACAUCAGAUUUAGGACCAUAUGAAGGGGGUUUUGUGUUGUCUGGAUCUAGGAUAGGGACAGACGUUUUGUAACCUGUAUCUACAUAUUUGUAAGUGUAACAAAUAUAAAUCUAAGUACAGAUUAAUUCUGCAAGUCUGAAAAGUCAUUUGUCCCAAGUUUUACUCGCCUACUCAAGAACCAAUCAGAUUUCUCUAAUCUCAAACGAUCAGAGGGCCAAGAUUCAGUCCACGACCAAACUUUCCAUCACAUAGAAAGAUGCGGCUUCGAUCGACUGG